AUGGAUCUUAUUCAAGAGGCUGGUUUAAUGAAGACAGUGACUCAGUUUUCAAAGUGCUAUGAGAUGUUGGUAAAGGAAUUUAUUAUUAAUUUGUCUGAAGAAUGUGUUGAUGGCAAGUCUAAGGAAUUCAGGAAAGUGUAUGUGAGAGGCAAGUGUGUAAAUUUCUCUCCUCCAGUGAUCAACAAGUAUUUGGGAAGGCAUGAUGAAGCUCAACCUGAGCUUGAGGUAAGGAAGUGGCCUCUCAAAGGAAAAUUGGUGGCAAGUAAACUGAGUGUCAAGUAUGCAAUGUUGCACAAGAUUGGAGCUGCUAACUGGGUGCCCACCAAUCAUAAAUCUACAGUUGCUGUAAUGCUUGGAAAGUUUAUAUAUGUUGUUGGAACCAAAGCCAAAUUUGACUAUGGCUCCUAUAUUUUUGAUCAAACUUUGAAGCAUGCAGGAAGCUUCAGUGUGAAGGGUCCUAUAUCCUUUCCUUCUCUCAUCUGUGGUAUUGUUUUUAAUCAGUUUCCAAACAUCUUAACUGAGAAUGAUUCUGUGAAGAAAAGAGACAGCCCUAUGUCUUUCAAUCAUAAGCUGUUCCUAGGUACCCAUGUCCCUGACAUUGUCAUGACAUCGGGUGAGACAUCACAUGUAAGCAAUCAGCCAGGUAAAGCUGCUGUCAUUGCAAUGCUCAAAGAAACCUGCAGGGAAUUAGAGGCAAGGAAGCUGAACUUGGAAAAAUUGAUUAGCUCUUUGGAGAUGACUGAAGGUGAUGUGCUAGCUGAUGGUGGAGAAUUUGGUGAAGCUGCUGCUGUUGCAGAAGAAGCUGAAAGACAAGGUGAAGAGGGAGAAGCAGAUGCCAGUCCUGAUGAUGAUGCUGACUCUGAGUCAGAUGACUAG
This is a messenger RNA of Lathyrus oleraceus (garden pea), 876 nucleotides long. RefSeq lists its product as uncharacterized. The record is from RefSeq and is a predicted model, not a curated record. The transcript is spliced from 2 exons. Lineage: Eukaryota; Viridiplantae; Streptophyta; Magnoliopsida; Fabales; Fabaceae. Bases 1 to 876 code for a protein of 291 amino acids.